AUGGAGCAAAGGAACCAAACUUCUGAAUUUGUCCUACAGGAGCUUUUCAACCAGAUGGAGCAUGAAGGCAUCAUCUUCUCCAUCCUCCUCUCCAUGUAUUUGCUGAAUCUGCUGGGCAACCUGCUUACUGCCCUUUUGAUCCGCUGCGAUGCCCGACUCUUCCGCACGCCCAUGUACUUCUUCCUCAGCUACCUCUCUCUGGCUGAUGUGGGGUUUGCCUCCACCACUGUCCCCAUGAUGCUGCGCAAUCUGGUUUCUCAGAACAAGGUCAUAUCUUAUGUGGGCUGCUUGUCUCAGAUGUAUUUUUUCUUGCUGUUUGGCAACUGUGACAACUUCCUGCUUGCUGCCAUGGCUUAUGACCGCUACCUGGCCAUUUGUCGCCCACUGCACUACACUGCCUUAAUGAACCAGAAGCACUGCUUCCUUGUGGUUGCUGGGUGUUGGCUCUUGGCUUUUUUCCAGUCCAUGCUGUACACCUUGAUGUUGUCCCAUCACUCCUUUUGUGCCUCUCAAGAGAUCCCCCAUUUUUUCUGUGAAUUCUAUCCACUGCUGGGGCUCUCCUGCUCAGACACAACUGCCAUUAAAACGGUGGCCCUGACAGAAGGCAUGCUUGAUAUCCUAGGGCCAUUUGUAUUAGUUGUGAUCUCCUAUGCACACAUCUUCCUUACGGUAAUGAAGACUCCCUCCGCUAAAGGCAAACUCAAGGCCUUCUCCACGUGUGGUUCACACCUGGCUGUUGUCGUCUUGUUCUACAGCACCCUCUGCUGGGUCUAUGUGCAGCCUAACUCUAACCAGAGCAACCUUGCUUCUCUCAUGUACACUGUGGUCACCCCUAUGCUGAACCCCUUCAUCUAUAGCCUGAGGAAUAGUGAGAUGAAGGGUGCCCUGAGAAGACUUGUUGCCAGGAUGCGCGUCUCUCAGAGGAACUGGAAAUAA
Hemicordylus capensis (graceful crag lizard) is the source of this 936-nucleotide messenger RNA. Its product is annotated as olfactory receptor 1F1-like. Bases 1 to 936 code for a protein of 311 amino acids. NCBI's taxonomy places the organism in Eukaryota, Metazoa, Chordata, Lepidosauria, Squamata, Cordylidae. Gene Ontology annotation, cellular component: membrane. The record is from RefSeq and is a predicted model, not a curated record. The transcript has a single exon. Gene Ontology annotation, biological process: G protein-coupled receptor signaling pathway. Gene Ontology annotation, molecular function: G protein-coupled receptor activity; olfactory receptor activity.